This is a messenger RNA of Dendronephthya gigantea, 3366 nucleotides long. RefSeq lists its product as uncharacterized. The transcript has a single exon. Gene Ontology annotation, biological process: DNA integration. Gene Ontology annotation, molecular function: nucleic acid binding. The record is from RefSeq and is a predicted model, not a curated record. The coding region runs from base 1 to 3366 and encodes 1121 amino acids. NCBI's taxonomy places the organism in Eukaryota, Metazoa, Cnidaria, Anthozoa, Malacalcyonacea, Nephtheidae.
AUGGCGAAAUUUAAGACCCCAGAAAUUUCUUGGGUUGCACAAGAUUUAAAUCAAGAAUGGCGUCGAUUCUAUAGGCAAGCAAUGUGUAUUUUUGAAGGUCCUUUACACGAUAAAGAGGAUAGCGUUAAAGUCAGUUAUGUUAAAUUGUGGGUGGGCGAUAAAGGACUUGAUGUAUUCGAAGGAUUUACAUUUGCUGAACCCGCCGAUGCAAAGAAAUUAGACAUUGUAUUAAAGAAAUUCGAGGACUAUUGUACUCCACGUAAGAACUAUAUCAUGGCCGCUUUGAAAUUCAAUGAAAGACGUCAAGGAGAGAAUGAGAGUUUUGAGUCCUUCGUAACAGACCUCAGGAUUUUGGUAAAGGAUUGUGGUUAUAGAGACGAGGAACAUAUGGUUCGUGAUGCAAUCGUGUUUAGUUGUAAACAUAUAAAGGUUCGUGAGAAGUGUAUCGAUUUGGCUGAUACUUUGACAUUAGAAAAGGCUAUUGAAAUCGGACGAAGCCAUGAAACCAAUUUAGUUAGUUUAAAGAAGCUCACGAAAGAGGAAGACCCCAGCAUUAAUGCCAUUAAACAGGAACAGUAUCAUCAGCGGGACCCUCGAAAUCGUCGAUAUUCAAAUAAACGGCAGACAAAGGGAGAAAACCCGAAUGUGGAAGUGGACAGCAUGUUGAAGGAUAGGUGUGGAAGAUGUGGUUUCGAUAAAAGUCACCAGAAAUGCCCAGCAAUGGGUCAACAAUGCAGACGAUGCCAAAAGAUGAAUCACUACGCAAAGGUUUGCCGAGCCAAACCAGUUAACAACGUACAGUUACACAAAAAAGAGGACACUAGUUCCGAGGAUAGUGAUGAUUACUCAUCCUUAUUUGUAUAUGCAAUUGGGUCAACCAUUCCAUCUGAGGACGAACAGUUUUACGAAACUGUUGAUGUAGAAAGUACUAAGGUUAAAUUUCAGUUGGACAGUGGGGCGAAAGCGAAUGUUAUGUCUCUCAAGACCUAUAACAACCUUAAGUGUACAUCUCUCUGCCCACUGAAGAAAACAAAUAUUGUUUUGAUUUCUUUUUCCAAGCAUAAACUAAAACCAUUUGGAGAAGUUGUGUUAAAAGUAAAGUAUAAAGACCACAUAGAAGAUGUAAAAUUUUUUGUUGUGGAAGCUGAAGUUGAAUCUGUCCUUAGUGGAAACACCUGUGUCAAACUUGGUUUGCUGAAGAGAGUUUACCAAGUUGUAAGUCAAAAAGCAGCACCAGAGAAAGUUGAAUUGGAUGACUACCCAGAGCUGUUCAAAGGAUUGGGCUGUUUACCUGGUGAUUAUCAUAUCGAAUUAAAUGAAGGUGCCACCCCUGUUGUUCAUGCUCCAAGAAAAGUACCCAUUCCACAGAGAGAAAAAGUUAUCGAAGAGCUUAAAAGAAUGGAAAGACUUGGUGUGAUUGUGCGACAGGAAGAAGCGACAGAUUGGGUUAACUCGAUGGUCGUGGUUCAAAAGCCUAAUGGUGCAGUGAGACUGUGUAUUGAUCCGAGGGAUUUGAAUGCCGCCAUGAAAAGGUACCAUCAUCCGAUGAAGACUGUGGAUGAAGUCGCCAGUCGUCUCGAAGGUGCUAAUAUCUUUAGCAUAUUGGAUGCGAAGAAUGGUUUCUGGCAACUGAAGCUGGAUGAAGAGUCUUCACUCCUUUGUACCUUCAACACACCAAUAGGACGGUACAGAUUUACAAGGCUACCUUUUGGGGUAAAAUGUUCCCCAGAGAUCUUCCAAAGAACCAUGGAUAGAAUGGUUGAAGAUUUAGACGGUGUGGAGGUUAUUAUGGAUGAUGUAAUCGUCACCGGGGAUGAAACAACGCAUGAUGAACGAUUGAACAAAUUCUUGGAGCGAGCAUCGACGCAAGGGUUAAAGCUCAAUCGAGAAAAAUGUAAGAUUCGCCAAAGAGAAGUGCCUUAUGUAGGGCAUCUCCUCACAGCAGGAGGCUUGAAGAUGGAUCCUCGGAAAGUUGAAGCUAUUCGAGAAAUGCCAACGCCAAAUAACAAAGAAGACGUCAAACGGUUUCUUGGAUUUGUGCAAUUCCUAAGUCGAUAUAUUCCUGGGUUAUCCAAGGUGGAUGCACCGCUGAGAGAACUUGAGAAAGCCGACGUACUGUUUCACUGGGAUCGACCACAGCAAAUAAGCUUUGAGAAGAUCAAGGAAGUUGUCUCACAAUCACCAGUCCUACAGUAUUAUGAUGUCACCAAACCGGUAACAAUCCAGUGUGAUGCAAGUGGCAAAGGAUUAGGAGCAGUGUUACUACAAGAGGGAAAGCCUGUGUGUUAUGCUUCUCGAGCUCUUACGGACAUUGAGAGCAGAUAUGCUGCCAUUGAAGCCAAAAUGCUUGCAGUAGUCUUCGCUUGUCGUAAGUUCCAUCAGUAUAUAUAUGGCAGAAGUGUGAUUGUUGAGACAGACCAUAAACCACUACAAGCCAUCAGCAGCAAGCCAUUGUCACAGGUUCCGUUGCGACUUCAGAAGAUGAUUCUUAACGUGCGUGGAUACGACGUGGAGAUCCGUUAUGUUCCAGGCUGUAAACAAGUAUUGGCUGACACUCUGAGUCGAGCAUCUUUGCCAAAUAACGAACAGGAAAAUUAUGCAGAAUUCCAGGAAGUUCAUACGGUUCUUGCAGUUUCGGACGAGCGAUAUGAGGAAUUCCAGAAGGAAACCAAAACCGAUCCGGAACUACAAGCCGUCAUUACGUUAGUGAAGAGUGGUUGGCCGGACACGAAACAACAAGUUCCUGUCGCAGCCAGACCUUACUGGACAUUCAGAGAUGAAGUUGUAACAGCAGAUGGGUUGCUCUUCAAAGGAACACGCCUAAUCGUGCCAAGAGUUCUUAGACCAGAUAUGCUUUGUCAAAUUCACAAGAGUCAUCUGGGGAUAGUCAAAUGUAGACAAAGAGCCAGAGAUGUAUUAUUUUGGCCUGGCAUGUCAGUACAGAUUGAAGAAAUGGUUACCAAUUGUAGCGUGUGUGCCGAUUAUGCGAAGAAGCAGCCUUCAGAGCCUUUGAAACCAACCGUUCCUCCAAAGUUUCCGUGGGAAAAGAUAGGAACCGAUCUGUUUGAAUUUCGUGGAGAACAUUUUUUGGUUUCUGUGUGUUACCGCAGUAAGUUUCCAGAGGUCACCAAGAUGGAAUCUACAAGAAGUAGUGCUGUCGUAGACGAGCUCAAACGCCAAUUCGGUGUCCAUGGAAUUCCAGCCGAGGUCAUUUCUGAUAAUGGGCCCCAAUACAGUAGUCGCGAGUUCCAAGCAUUUGCAAAAGAGUAUGGUUUUAAACAUACCACCAGCUCACCACUUUCCAAGAGCAAAUGGAGAAGCAGAAAGAGCCAUCCAAACUAUCAAGAAUUUGUGGCGAAAAAAUAA